Molecule: messenger RNA, 2409 nt
Organism: Stomoxys calcitrans (stable fly)
Lineage: Eukaryota; Metazoa; Arthropoda; Insecta; Diptera; Muscidae
Product: 8-oxo-dGDP phosphatase NUDT18
Exons: 3
Coding region: 1140-2174 (344 amino acids)
Molecular function (GO): 8-oxo-dGDP phosphatase activity; 8-oxo-GDP phosphatase activity; magnesium ion binding
Source: RefSeq, a predicted model, not a curated record
UCGUAGUUUAUUGUGGGGAGAAAUAUUAGGAAGAGAUACGAAAAUAUGCCUUAAUUUUCUUAACCAAUUACAAAUGCUAUGAAUAUCAAAGGAACCCUCCAUGUAACCUUGUUGGACAAAGUAAACAAUAGUUUUUUGUUCGAUUAUAAACUUCCCAUAAUGAAGUCCAGCAUAUGAAAAAGAUGAGUGGCGUGCUAAUCAAGACCAAAUUAUUGUUAUCGGUUCAGCUAUGUUUUUUGUGCUUUGUUUGCUUUCAACUGAAAACUACGCUUGGAGGAUGGACACUUUAGUUUUCACCAAAAACUGAAAGGAGUUUGCAAUCCGUUUGUCCAACAACACGAGAGUGUCGCCCAGUUAGUUGUUGUUUUACUUUCUAAUAUCGAUCUAGAUCUAGAGAGGUAAACAAUAAUCAACGCGUUCGCACAUGCGCACAUACAUAUGUACAGUAUUUGUAAACAUGUACGUUUGGAGCCUAUGUCUAUUGAGCAUGACCGCCAAAGAAAACAAGUCAAACCAGUGCUGAUGUACCUGUAACUGUGCCUAGUCGCUUGUUUAUGUAUGCAUGUAUGUAUAUCACAUAUCCAGUUGCGGAGUCUUCUACAGAUGUUACUAUUACUAGUAUUUUAUUAUUAUACUCUGUCGAUGAAUGCAAGCAACCCCACUACACCGCAUAGGUGAUCGCCAUUCCCAUACAGCUGUGAGACUCCAAAGUUGAAAAGACAGCUCAAUAAGAAACAGUUUUAUUCCAACAUUCAACCGUGUCACGCGAAACUCUCUCAAAACAACUGGGCUUGACACAGCGUUUGCAGGCAUUUCCUUCUUUUCCGUUCGUCGCAAGCUGCUGGCGAAUAACUUCAUUCAUUCUUACCAACUAAGAAGGCAGAGCAAGCGCAGACAGAGACAUUGUUGGGAAUAAAUGAGAAUACACAAUCAAAGAAUCGCUAAAUAGUAAAAAGAGUAUGUAUUGAAUACAAAACAAAAAAAGCGAUUGGCCAAACCACAUUCCAAAGCAACGACGACCAGAGUGGUGUUGGCCAUUAUCUCCGUCGUACAGGCAAGAAAGAAAGUUGGUCGUAUAAAGUGGGAUUUUUUUUCUGCCCUCAGACUAAACAAAAGGUGCUUAGAAGAAGCGAAUAAAGAUGCCUCUGACAAAUAGUUUGCCAUCGAUUGAACAAAAGCUACUGAGUGUAUUGGCGGGACAAGACUUGGGUGAUAUUACACAGGAAUUGUGUGACUUCUCUUUGGAGGAACAGAAUGCAACCGCCGAAGCUCAGGGCAUCCAGCCAACAGCUGCAUCCGAUUUCAUUCCCGUUCUGGGCAAGACAGUAACCUAUAUUGUGGCAUGCGUUUUGUUCAAUGAAAAUAACGAGGUUCUGGCCAUGCAAGAAGCAAAACAAUCAUGUGCAGGUAAAUGGUACUUACCAGCAGGGCGUAUGGAAAAGAACGAAUCGAUAUGCGAGGCCGCCAUUAGAGAGGUGUUUGAGGAAACAGGUCUAAACUGCAAAAUAACCACCCUCUUGGCCAUUGAGGCGGCAGGAGGUUCCUGGUUUCGCUUUGUUUUAACGGGAACAAUUACAGGAGGAGUUCUUAAAACACCAGCCCAAGCUGAUAGCGAAUCUCUGCAGGCGAAAUGGGUGAAAAAUAUACAAGAGCUGCCUCUAAGGGCUAAUGACAUACUCAAUAUUGUGGAAAUCGGAAAAUCCUACACAAAUCGAGACCAUUCUCCAGCGUUGUGGCACAACGAGAUACUGCCCACGAAGUACUCACACCACAAAAACUAUUUAAGAGUGGUAGCUGUCAUUCGAAAACGAGCCACCAAUGCCUUGAACGUGCUUGUAAGCGAGAAAAACGUACAUCAUUUCCCCACAGUGGAGGUUCAUCCGCAGCGCAGCUUACAUUCCACAUUGCGAAAAUUUAUGGUAGAACUUUUCGGUGCCGAGCUACCACAACAUCGUCCCCAUGGCAUUCUAAGUGUAGAACACUGUCCUUCGGCGCCACCGCACACAACCGACGGAAUCUGUUUGAAUGUGCUUGUGGUCUUCCGCCCACCAUUGGAAGAAGUCGCCCUCAUUGGCAAAUGCACUUGGCAUGAGUUGAGCAAAACACUGGAGGAGAAACUUGGUCGAAUUCUCUCCAGCAAACACUCGGCGAUUCCAUUGAACGUUAUUCGAUAGAUUGAGAUCAGUUUUUGGUUGAUUGGUUGAUCGCCUUGUUUUUAGUUUUUUUUUUCUGUGUAAAUACUGGGCAAAAUACGUUGUUGUAUAUUUUUAUAAAUCUUUGUUCCACAUAAUAAUAGUGUCACAAUUAACCCAAAGACAGCAGCAGCGAGAGAGCUGUUUGCCCACUGUAAAAAGCAGCGUUAGCGACUCGCGAUUGCGAUUGCCCAAAGUCAGCGAGGGAGGAAAGCAG